UUACUUUACUCUGAUAUCUGAUUCUGUAGUUGUUCACUUGUAUUUAUUGUUGUUGUAUUCUAUAAGAACUGAUGUCGCAGUUCGACGACGCGCUCCUCGUCCUCCUCCUCCGCGACAUCUACGGCCCUCUCGUCGCGACCGUCGUCGACACCCUCCUCAAAGAAGGCAGACUCACCCUCCCCCUCCUCGCCCGCUACUCCUCCCUGCCCUCGUCCGCUAUCCAACGCGCCCUCAUCCCUCUCAUCCAGCUCCGCUUCGUCCUCUACUGGGUCCCCGACGACCGGCCUGACUCCUCGCCCUACUACGUCGCCGCCCCCGACCGCAUCUACGCCGCCCUCGUCCGCGCCGGCUCGUUUGUCUCCUACGUCGAAGACCGCUUCCCUGAUCUCCCAGCCGCCCCGACCGUAGUCAAAAACCUCCUGCUCUACGGCCACAUCAGAGCUUCAGACUACCUCGCCGCCGCCGCAGACGCAGAUCAAGCGCGAGACGCUCUCACCGCCCUGCUCAAAUGCAAGCUCCUCACCACCCUCUCGCGUGCAGAGUUCAGUCCUGAUGAGGACAGGUACCGUGCUGUCUUUAAGCAGAAGCUAGCGCUUAUUCCCCGCAAAACCACCGUCUCGGAGACGAAGCGCGAACAGGCUGCCGAGGCAGACGCGCAGCAGGAAUGGAUCAAGGUCAUGUCGGUCCACGACUUUCCCAACGACGGCCUCGUGCUUUCUGAUAAGAAGACUAAGAAAUCGUCGUCGUCAAAAAAACGAUCCCGGGACUACGCUCUAAGCAGCUCCAGCAGUACUGCUGACAACAUGGUUGUGGAUGAAUCCGCGAUAUUAACCCUCAACCACGACAAAUUCGUCGUUCUCAUGCGAUCUCAGGUGCUGGCCGCCCUCGCGCGCAGACGAAUCGGCUCGGUAACCGCAGCUGUCUACGAGCAGGCACUCGAAUGCAUGGAGCCAAAGCUCUUUAGAUGCAGAAACAGCACGACCGCGACCCCUGUCGUCACGGGACUCGAGAUCCUCAAGCAUCUAGACCCGCAUCUUGAUCUGGGAAGUUCCAUCGCCGCGCCCCGGCGGAAACGGUCGUCGAGCAAGUCGAGCAAAUCGAGCAAGCGCACGAGCUCUUCUGUCGACUCAGAAUCAGAGUCAGAGUCGGACUCGGGCUCGGGAUCUUCAGAUAGCGAGCGUAGUCGCAAGCGUCGACGACGAUCUCGGUCGCGAUCCUCAUCACAUCGAAAGAAGCGGCGGAAAACCGCGGCAUCAUCAUCGUCGUCAUCGUCUGGAAGCGAGUCUGACGACGGAUCAGGAGAUGGAGAUGGAUCCGAAGACGAUAAAGUAAAGAGCUCGCGGUUCGAGCACUUGGGAAUGCAUCUCGCGCUUCUUUGUCAUAACCCUGCGCUUCCGUUCUUGAAGAAGUUGAGUAGCAGAGGCGGCGGAGAGUAUACGAUUGAUUUUGAGGUGCUGAUGGGAGCGAUCCAGGCGUUAGAGUACGACCAGCUGAUUGCGCGCAAGCAAGGCGCGGUGGCAUGUCGUUUGCUGCGGAUUAUCCGGUCAAAAGGCCGGAUCGACGAGAAGCAGAUUGCGCAGAUUGCGCUUUUGCCGGUCAAGGAUAUUCGCGCGCACUUGACGGCGCUGCACGAGUGCGGCAGUCUAGAUCUACAAGAGGUACCCAAAGGCACCGACCGCGCGCCUAGCCGGACGUAUUAUCUGUGGUUCCACAAGCCUGCUUCAGCGUACGCGCUGAUGACGCAGCAGAUUGUGAGGACGAUGACGAGGUGCUAUGCGCGGGUGGUGGAGGAGCGGAAGAAGAGGCCGGGGAUAAUGAGCAAGCUUGCGCGCGAGGACGUGAAGCGGGAUGAGGAAGGGAUGUUGACUGCGGCGGAGAAGGAGGAGGUGAAGAGGUUGCGGGCCGCGGAGGAGAAGAUGUUGGCGCAGAUCUCGCGGCUGGAUCGGCUGGUUGUUAUAUUCCGGGACUGCAUAUGA
Messenger RNA from Myxozyma melibiosi, 1976 nucleotides. RefSeq names its product RNA polymerase III subunit RPC82-domain-containing protein. The coding region runs from base 72 to 1976 and encodes 634 amino acids. Gene Ontology annotation, cellular component: RNA polymerase III complex. Gene Ontology annotation, biological process: DNA-templated transcription. The transcript is spliced from 2 exons. The record is from RefSeq and is a predicted model, not a curated record. NCBI's taxonomy places the organism in Eukaryota, Fungi, Ascomycota, Lipomycetes, Lipomycetales, Lipomycetaceae. Gene Ontology annotation, molecular function: single-stranded DNA binding.